UCUCCCAAAAGGCCAACCAACCCAUUUCACAAUAUCCCCAUUGAACUCUCUCUCUCUCUCUCUCUGUUUCUCUGUUUCUCACUGCCUCUCCAAAAAGGCUUUUGCCUUUUUGGGUCGCCGCUUUUUUCCCCCAUCUCUAGCGAACCAGCAACAAAAACAUGAAGCAAAAGGUGGUCAUCAAAGUGUCUCUAAACGACCAGAAAUCCAGAACCAAAGCAAUGAAAAUUGCCGUUGGUGUUGAUGGGGUAACACAAGCAGCUCUUCAGCAGGAUAAGAAUCAAAUAGAGGUAACAGGGGAUGGUAUGGAUGUGGUAUUGCUCACUACUUUGCUGAGGAAAUGCCUGAAAUAUGCAGAGGUUGUGAGUGUUAGCCCUGUGGAAGAGAAAAAGGAAGAGAAGAAGGAAGAGAAGAAGGACGAUAAGAAAGAAGAUCCACCCAAGCCAGUUUGGCCACCAUGGACUGGUGUUGUGCCUGUUAUAUGUGAAUAUCCUUCUUACCCCUGCCACCCCUACCAAGAACCAUCUUGCUCCAUUAUGUAAAUUCUAAUAUAGAAAAAUAUAGAAGAUAGAGGGAAAAAAAAAGAAAAAGAAUCACUACUCUUUGACAAACAAACAAAUUCUAUUAUACCAAACACAUGCAUGUAGAUGGAGACUACAUGAAACUCCUCUCUUGGGAGAUCCCUGCAACUUGGUAUUUCCAUUGAUGGUCAGUUGAGCGAGUUUUUCAUGAUUUUCAAUUUGUUUUUUCUGCACACCUUUGGCCUUUUCUUGGUGUUUGCUAUAGUACUUUGAUUUUGCUGUGGUGCUGCUGUUUCAUUUUAAUAUUAUUUUGUAUAUGUAUUGGUUGUUGGGAAGUUUCAUACAAACCAUUAAAGAUGAUGAUUCUUCUCUUUUCA
Messenger RNA from Ziziphus jujuba (common jujube), 895 nucleotides. Its product is annotated as heavy metal-associated isoprenylated plant protein 16. Lineage: Eukaryota; Viridiplantae; Streptophyta; Magnoliopsida; Rosales; Rhamnaceae. Bases 159 to 539 code for a protein of 126 amino acids. The transcript is spliced from 3 exons. Gene Ontology annotation, molecular function: metal ion binding. The record is from RefSeq and is a predicted model, not a curated record.